AUGCAGCUCAUAGUCACAAAAAUUAGGAGAACAUAAACAAACAAAAAAACAUAACCUCAUCAACAAGAAACAAAAAAUCACUCUUCCUAACCUUAUCAACUCCCCUUUGGCAUUUGUGAGGCUAUGAAAAGUUAAAAGACCCAAUGAAAAAACAAAGCAUUUUCAAGGGUCAUCACCAUGAAGAAGAAGCUACAUCAUGACAAAGAUUUAGAAGUGUUGAAAGCAGUAGCACAAGCUUGGUACAAUCACUCAGGCAGUGUUAAACCUUUGAGCGAAUUUGACGCUCGUCGAAGAAACUUCAAAGGUAAUCCUACAAGAUUUAAGCUUGAAACAUUGACCAAAAAAUCAUCCUCAACAAGUGACACAAAUACAAGCUCUUCCAACUAUUAUAGUGACUUUCAACAAUCACUUUGGGACCCUUAUGAGCUUGUAGCAGUUUCAAGAAGGAUUGAAACAGGUUUAGCUUUAGAUAAUCCAUUUGAUGAUUUUUGUGUUUCUACAUCAAAACAACUAAAAGGUAAGAGGGAGAGUAAGAAUAGUCUUAGGAAUCUGUUUAAUAAUAUGUCUUCUAGGAGAUUUAAUGUCCCUAAAUUUACAAUGAAAAAUGAUACUAUAUGAUUUUCUUCUUCUUUUUAUGUUAAGUGACAGCUUAACUUAUUUAUUUAAGCUGUUAUUCUUCCUUUAUAUGACACAGUUGAAAUUUUUUGUGAUUUCAAAGCAUGUGAGUCGUUUUUAUUGAUUGUAACAAAGAUACAAAUGUAAGGUCUGCUUCACUUCCAAAAACAAAAAAGGUUCGAUUAUUGGAAUUUUUCAGAAA
Trifolium pratense (red clover) is the source of this 817-nucleotide messenger RNA. RefSeq lists its product as uncharacterized. The transcript has a single exon. Bases 178 to 618 code for a protein of 146 amino acids. Lineage: Eukaryota; Viridiplantae; Streptophyta; Magnoliopsida; Fabales; Fabaceae. The record is from RefSeq and is a predicted model, not a curated record.